AUGAGCCGCAAACCGAUGCCAGUGUCAGACAAAGCCGCGGGCAAGCGUAAGGCAACCCAGCCUGAGGUUCCUGACGAAGGCGAAGCCCCACCGCCGUCGCAGCAGGAGCCGCCACGACUGCAUGUCAUGGAACACAAUGCACCGCCGCACGCAGGAUUCCCAGGCCAUGCCAUGGAUUACCUGUUCCCGCCCUCGUCUGCACCUGCAUCAUAUGGUUUCGGACACUCACCUUCGUUAUAUCCUCUCCAUCCUUCUCUCCAUCCGCACCAUGCGGCUCACCCUCCCAUGCCGAAUCCUUACUAUCCUCCGUAUUAUCCUGCUCCUCCUGUCACACAUGCUGCACCUGCCAAUGAAGGUGAACAUGAUGCCGAUGAAGAACAAAACUCACCGGAAAUCAAAGAGGAGUCCGACGACAAUCUGGUCUUCCCCGAGAUCAAGACCAUCCUUGCUGAGACUGCGCCUGCUGCUGGAAAGAAGCGGGCAAGGAAAUCGGCGGGGAAGGGCAAGGCUACAGCUGCUAACCCACCUACUGUACCAGCUCAGACUCACGCCGCCGUCCCAGCUGCUGGUAGUCGCCGAAAGCCUGCGGCGCCAGCACCAAAGCGCGGAGGCCGGCAGCCAGGUGCAACGGGUUAUGGCGACGCUGACCUCACGGAAAUGCUACGUCUUGUUCGGGAGGUUCUCCCUCUAGGCCCUGAUGAGUGGGUGACCAUUGUCUCACGAUUCAACAAAUGGGCGCGGACGAAUAAUCGUGGCGAGCGCCAGGUAAAAGCAUUCCGUUCAAAGUGGGACGCGAUUGUCCGCACUCCCAAGCCGACGGGUAGGGCAGAAGUCCCAUGGUUUGUCGAGGAGUCGUGGGAGAUCAACGACCUCAUUGAGCAGCGUGCUCAUGUUCGGCCACUGAACGAUGCGAGGAUUGACGGUGUCGAGCGUUCUGAAAUGGAUGAGCGCGACAUCAUCGAGAUUGAAGACACCGAUGAUGAGGAAGAGGCGAAGCGCUAUGUCGUCCGCAAGAAGGCAAGGGUGGACACGUCUACAAGUGCGGUCCCGGCAGUUGCCGGAGCCCGCCAGACGCGCGCAGGCAUAUCGUCUAACCUUGUCACCUCCAUCGCAUCCGCAUUCAAUCCAGCUGCUCAAACAGCCCGCGAUGAAGCCCGUGCUGCUCGUCAGCAUGAGAACACCUAUCUUCAGGCUAUGCUCUUCGAACUUCGUGACGCACGCACCCGGAACGAAACCCUCUCGGAACGCCUUGCAGAACAAACACGACGGGGAGAUCGCCUCGAGGAUGAGCUCCGCCGACGCGAUGAAAGUCAAGCCAUUGCUGCACGCCAUGCAGUGAGGGCUCCUGAUCUCCAUCGCACUCUCAUUUCGCCAUCGCACAUAGUUCCUAGUGCUUCGGGUUGGUAUCCGAGUCAUCAAGGUCACCAGUAUCGUAGCCCCUCUCCAGACCGUGCAGCCAUUGCAGCACUCGCAGCACUCGCUCGUGAGGAAGCUGGCCAGGCGCACGUCCCCCUACACUCUCGCGCUGACCGUGCACAAGGCCCAGCUGCAGCUACAUCGGGCACGGGUCUUCACAUGCACGAGGCAACAGAUGUUGCGAGCUCCGAGCUAGCACUGGAGACGUCGUACGACGUCACCGUCACUCCUCGAAAACGUCGGGCUCAACGUGAAGGCGAAGACGCUUGA
Molecule: messenger RNA, 1686 nt
Organism: Fomitopsis serialis
Lineage: Eukaryota; Fungi; Basidiomycota; Agaricomycetes; Polyporales; Fomitopsidaceae
Exons: 5
Coding region: 1-1686 (561 amino acids)
Source: RefSeq, a predicted model, not a curated record